This is a messenger RNA of Trichomonas vaginalis G3, 1449 nucleotides long. Its product is annotated as cilia- and flagella-associated protein 53 family. The record is from RefSeq and is a predicted model, not a curated record. Lineage: Eukaryota; Parabasalia; Trichomonadida; Trichomonadidae. Bases 1 to 1449 code for a protein of 482 amino acids. The transcript has a single exon.
AUGUCGCGUCCAGGCAGGUCUCUCGGCCUCCAGUUCCUUAUGGAACGUAGGGCUCGUGAAGAAGCAAACAGAUUCUAUAACGAGGCUGCUGCCGAAGAUAAUUUAACAAGGCAGCGCGCACAAUUUGAACAACGUACAUUAAAUCGUUAUCAAGGCGGAGAGCUCAGACGAAGAGCGCAAGAACGUGUCAAGAAAUACCAGGAUGAACUCGAGGAGCGUCGUAAUAAACUUGCACAACUUCUCGAAAAUGAAGAAAACCAAUAUUCAGUUGAAAUUCAAAAUACAGUAGAAACUCCAGCUAAACGUCGUGACCGCCUUAAACAACAACUUACAGCAUUAAGAACUCGUCGCCAAGAGGAACAUGAUAAAUACGUUGCUGAAAAGAACGAACAAGGAUGGCGUGAUUCAUGCGAUCCUCUCCGUCACCAGGUUUCUGAAGCACUUCAGCGCCAGGUAAUUAAGGAGAGAGAUCAACAAGUUAUUGAAAAGGAGCUUGAGCGCCAGAAAGGCGACCAGGCUGAAGAGCAAUACGCUGCUACAGUUAAGGAGAACGUAGCUAAAUGGAAAGAAGAGCAGGCUAACGCUAAGGACGAUCAUCGCCAAAAGUUAAUGCAGAACAGAGAGACAUGGUUAGCCCAAAUGAACGAGAAAUCACAAUUAGUCAAAACGCAGAAAGAACAGGAAUACAAAGAAAGCUUGGAAUUCAGAACUACAGUCGAAAGUCAAAUUAAGGCUGCUAAAGAGGCUGCCGAGAAGAAAGCCCAACAGCAGGCCGAACGUCGCCAGGAACUUGAUAAGCUUAACUCCGAACAGAUCGCUACUCGCCGUAAAAUUAUCGAAGACGAUAAAGCACUUGAUGCCAAAUACGCUGCUCAAGCUGCUGAAGAGCUUCGUCAACAGGAAGAAGAUGAGCUCGUCGAGCGCAUCGUUAGAAACCGCAAAGCAGAGAUGAACAGAAAAUUAUUCGAGACUCAAUUGAACAAGAAGGCCGCAGAAGAUAACCGUUCCGAAAUGUUCUUACAGCGCGCUCAACAGGAAGCUAACGAUCGCGAUGACGAACUCCGCCGCAAAGAUGCUGAAGCCCGUAGAAAACUUAUGCUCGAUGCCGUUGACGAUCGCAUUAAGACAAUACAGCUCCACGAGAACGAGAAGAUCAAGCAACGCCAGGAGAAGCUUGCUGAGACUAAGCGCCUUGAAGAGGAGCUCGAGUUCGAGAAACAGAUCGAACAGGAAGAGAAGGAACAGAGACUUCUCAGAAUCAAGAACCAAUACGAGAUGUUACAGGCACAGAGCAGAAUGAAAGCAGAAAGAGAGGCUAAGGAAAAGGCUGAAGAUGCGGCACGUGUAAAGGCAAUGGUAGAUGGAUGGGCUGCUGAAGAAGAAAGAAUUAAGAAGGAACUGGCAAAUCCAAACUUGUUCGUUGGAAAUAGAUUCCGUGGAAAUCGUUAA